UAACGGCUAACGACAAUGUCAUUUGCUAAUUGCUUAUAUUUGUGAGUGAAAAAUAGAUUGUUCUCAUUAUGUGAAUAAAAGUGCAAGCGUAUGGACAAUUUUCGAUUCGAAUGCUCCGAGUUUUCUUCUUUUUACUAUCUCCAGAAUACCUUGAACGACAAACUUAAAGGAUUAACAGUUUGAAAUAUCCUAAAAAGAAAUCUCCAUCAAAUCGAGAAUGUCAUUCCGAGACCAGUCAGUCCAUCAGGAUGAAACUUGGUCUGACGGAAUGAUUGAUAUUAAGGUCGAACAAAUAAGCCUCUCCGAGGAUAUGGUUGACGUCAAACGUGAACAAAGUUCUUCUAAUGAAAUGACUGACGAUGACUUCACAUGUGAACAUUCAGCUUUCCAAUUAAAGGAGCCAAUUUUAUCUCCAGGAACAGAAAAUAUACCAGAACAUGUACGACGAGGAGGUCGACUUCCUUCCACAUUACCUACGCCCAACAGAAAUGCAGAAAAGGCUCGAGCACAACGAAAAAGGAAGAGGGAGUACAAGGAAUCACUCGAAAAGCAACUUGUCCUGAUGAGAAAGAAGAACGAAGAAAUCAGUAAUGUGGUCAAAAAAGAGGCAGCUGAUAUUAUCUUGCUGAAGUUGCGAAUCACAGAACUGCACAGCGUUUUCGACGAUCACCCCAGAAUCAGUAAGGUUUUGAAUUCUUUAAAUGAAAAUUCAAACAUGGAAAACACUACAGGAACUUAUCUGCAUGUAAGUCUCAAAAAAGAUUUACCAGAAUUAUGUGUCUCCUCGCAAAUAAGUAGGUGGAACUCAGAAAAAAGCUUACUCGACGAAUUUAUUGACACAGAACCAGAUGCCAGUUACGAACUAGCAGUUGGUGAAAGAAGAGAGUCAAAUACACUGGAAACUGAAUUCCCAUCAGAAGGUGGUAUCCAAUCCACUUCAAAAUUACAUUGUCUCAACGAAAGAGCACAGAAGGCACGAGAAAAUCGACAGAAACGAAAGGCUUAUAUGGAAAAGCUCGAAAAGGAGCUCUACCACAUUGAAAAGCAGAAUGGACACAACAGUAAAGUGGUAGAAAAGUUGAAAGCUGAUAUUAUGAGAUCGAGAGCUCAAGUCGCAUACCUUGAGAGUGUUCUCAACAAUCACGCCAGAAUUAGUGCAGUUUUGAAGUCCAUGAACGUAAUUUCAAGCGAUGAUAAUUUGCGAGUUGAAUCGUUUAACGCAGAACUUGACGACCCAUGGGAAUUAUCAGCUAAACGAAGGAAGGAGUCAAAUAUCUCUACAGAAACUGAUGUCACGCAGGAAGGUGUUCGAAGACGAGGUCGACUUCCUACGACAUUGCCUGCAACCAACAGUAAUGCAAAAAAGGCUCGACAACACCGAAUAAGGCAGAGGGAAUACCUGCAAAACCUCGAAAAGGAACUCGAGUUGGCUAAAAAGAAGAAAAAAGAGAUUAUUAAUGAUAUUAAGGCGUACGAUAUCAGGAGUUGGAGAGGUCGAGUCGCGGACCUGAAAACCCAUUUUGAACAAAAUCCAAGCAUUAGUGCACUUUUGAAGCUGAUUAAUGCAAAUAGAAGUCACAGUUUUGACAGCAUUGUUGGAAUUUGUCUGCAUAUAACUCGCAGCGGAGUUUUACUAGAAUUAUGUGCUUUCUGCCAAGGAAAAAGCUUGAAGACUGAAGAAAUUUUGCACGACAAAACGACUGAGGUUGUGUUGGAUGCCGAACCAGAAUCUAAAAGAAAAAGUGUGUUGUCAAGUAUCUCUACAGAAACAAGCACUAGACAGGAACGUGUCCAACGACGAGGUCGACUUCCUUCUAUAUUACCUGCUCCUACUUCAAAUGCAAAAGAGGCUCGAGAAAUCCGAGAAAGGAAGAAGCAAUAUUUACAGACACUGGAAAAGGAAUUCAAUCUGGUAAAACAGAAGAGUGAAGACAUCAAUAGCCUUUUCAAUAGACAGGGAGUAGAUAUAAUGAGGAUGAAAAGUCAAGUCGCCUAUCUUGAAGGCGUUCGGGACAAUCAACCUGGCAUUAGUAAACUUUUGAAGUUCAUUGAUGCGAUUAAAAGUGAACAUGAUUUCUUUCAAUGCCGGAAAAACACCGCAGGAUUUUGUUUGCACGUGAAUGGCAAUAAAGUUUCGCUAGAAUUUUGUGCGCCUUGCCAUAUGAAAAGUUUCAAGGGUAUAUGAUGCUUAUGAUAUUAGUCAUAUCAGUUUUCCCGGGGGUUUCUAAUAUAAUAAAAAGUUCAAUUCUUUUUUACCGAUAUUAUUUUUUAUAAGUUUCAGGGAAAAAAUAAUUGUUAUUGUGGAGAAAUAGCCGGGGAAACUGAUAUAGCUCACAUUAUAUCACAUUAGGAUGGUCCAACUGAUCGACAUUUAAUUUUUGGUGAAGGAUCCCCCAAUCUUUAGAGUACCGGCAAAAAAUCCCUCCAAGUUUGGACAAAUCGAUUAAUAUGAAACCAUGGCCCUUGCAAUUUUAUGAAUAACGUUUCAGUCACUCAUUAAUGUUUUGUGACAAGGAUUUUGCCCCGCAACACGGAAUUUUUUUUAAAGGUGCAAAAUACCGUAUUUUAGUGAAUUGUUGAUUUUCUUUGCACCUAAGAGUCAAAAGUGUUUGCAUAAAAAUUGAAGUAGGUAAUAUUAUGCGCAACAAUAAAAAAAUAAACUUUAGGAGUACAGUCUUUCAAAAAAGCUUGAUUUUGUCAAUUUUCUUUAAAAACCCCGUUACUUUUGGCUUCUCUGUAUCUUGGCACGGCUAGCCUCGAUUUAGUUUAACCCACAAAUACUUGCACAUACAGUUUCUCUUUUGUUCAUAUGUUGGGUAUGCUUUUCGGUCAUUUUGAGCCAAGAAAAAAAUCGUACUACGCAUUUUUAAGAAGGAAGGUGUUCAUAGCAGUUCACAGUUCAAAUUUUUCAGCUUCCUGAAAUCGAUUGAAUUGUAUCCUUUCUAGAUGUUUACAUAGUAUAAUUUAAUAAAUGUUUCCAAAAACAUUAUAAAAAACGCUACAAAACGACCGAAAUAGCAUUUGGCUUAAAUAACCUUAACAUUUAAUUUUUUUAAAUGUUUGUUUGUAAUUCAUUAACUAUUUAAAGAACAUGUCCCUUGAGAUUAUUAAGGUUGCUGAGCUUCAAAGUAUAGAAAAAUUGGUUUGCACAUCUAAAAUUGAAGUUCAUAGUUUAAACUUGUUCAGCUUUUCCUCAAAUUUAUGAAAAUGUACCCUUACCAGAUGUAUAUCUUGUGUGUUUUAAUAAAACUUAAAAAAAUACCAGGAAUCUAUCAAAGCAACUAAAAUAGCAUUUAGUCUGACGAACUUCAAGAUUUCAUUUUUAGAAAUGUUUUUUUUUUUAGUUGAGCGUCACUAUUCAAACUCCUUCGCCCUCCUGAAAUCUAUAAACUGAUACCCUUACCUAUUCAUAUUUCGUAUAGUUCUCAAGAAAAAUGAUAUUUUAAAUCAGUAGAAAUUACACUUCUUUAAUUUCAGAGAUAAAAACCUAACUAAAACUGAAAACAAACAUUUAAAAAAAUACAAUGUUAAUGUUACUUAAACUGAAUGAUAUUUUAUUCUAUUUGUAUCAUUUUUUUUAGUAUUUCAAAAAAAAAUUAUUGUAUUAAACAAUCUACAUAUAUGGAAAGGCAACAGUUUCAUAGACUUCAUGAAGCUCACAAAUUUUGAACUAUGAACUGCUAUUCAUAUUUUGCAUAAUUUUCGAGAAAAAUGAGGUUUUAAAGAGUUAAAAGUGAAAAAAAAACUUUUUUCUUAAAAAUGCAUAGUACAGCAUCAAUUAGAACAAUUUUGUGUUCAAGGAAUAAUUUUCACCCGAAAUUUUUGUUCAAAUCCCCAACCCCUUUGUACUGUGAUCAGAAAAUUACCCAAGAAAAAAAAAUAGCAGUUUUAUGUGAAAUUUAUUCUAAGGGCUGGAUUUUUUAAAAAUUAUUCAACGCCAGAUAUUUAAUACAUUUAAAUUCGAUAAGUAAUUAGGUAAUUAGUAUUUUAUAACUAACUUUCAAUUGCCUGAGCGAUUUUUAUAUGUUAACAAAUAUAAUUUUUUUCAGUAAAUAGUGAAAAGUUUGUAUUUUCUUCGAUUGAUGACACACUUAGGAAAUGUUAGGAGUAAUAUUGUUUGUUAACAUUUCUCAAUUAUGUAAACAAAUGCCAUCUUAAUUAAUUUUCUCCCCUACUAAAUUAUGAAAAGUUAAUAUCUUAUAGAAUGAAUGGCAUUCUUGUUGAGAACGCUUAAUGUUGAAGUCUUUUGGAGUCGUUUAAACAAUUUCCGCUGGUAUAAAUUCAUUUUUUCCAAAGUCACGAAAAGUUAGUAUUUUCUGGAAUCAAUAACACAAUUAAUAAAUGUUGAGAAUCAUAUUGUUUGUUUAUGACAUAUGCAGCUGUUAAAAAAAUUAAUGAUUUUUCACUUUAUUAUCCUUCUUCUUUAUACAAAUUAACUGCUUCAUUAGUCAAAAAAUAAAAAAAGUAACUCAAUAAUUUAGUGAAGUACUGACUUAAGCAAAAAUUAUUUUCUUUCAACCAUUCAGGCUUGUGGGAGACAAAACUGAUGCAAAGAAAUGAUAAUGCUCAGUAAUCCUCUAAAAUACUAUAACUUUCGACAAUUUAGUAGGAAGACAAUUUAGGCAAAUGGAAAAUAUUCAAACAAUUGCUAAAUAUUUUAAACAAAAAAUGGAAUUCCUACCAUUCAUUACAAGCAUAUCAUUAAUCCCGAAAAGUAUAAUCUUUUCGUGAUUUAUAGUGAAAAAAUAAUUUUAGAAAAAUAAUAAAUGCUUAAACAUUUAAAAAUUAGUGAAAAAGCACUUCAAAAAUGGUGUUUUACUAAAUAAUUCUAAAUAAUUUUAAGAAAAGUUUUGAAAUGACCUUUUUUGAUACGAAUUUGACAUAAAACUGCUAUUUUGUAUUUUCCUGGCCAUUUUCUGGACAUUAUACAAAGAAGUUCGGGAGUCAAAAUUAAAUCAGUAUGUGAAAAUGAUUUCUGGAUUAUUUCAUAAAAAGUUAUAGAAAUUUAAUUUAUAAAAAGUUACUAAUAUGUAGUUAUUUUCUCCAAUUUUUUAAAACCUGAGCUUUCCUUAUUUAAAAUUCCAUGUUAAGUCCAAAGGCCUGGCCGGGCCUGUAUGACUUUCUUAAUAUUAAGCGAUUUGGCCCGAAAUUCCGAGGGUAUCUUUUUACCAAGGACCAAAAAUAUUGAGGGGGAGGAAGUUUCUUUCACCAAAAAUAAAAAUUCAAUACAUCGCAUUCGUUUCCCAUGAUUUUUUUAAAAUGGCCAAUAGCAGAAUUUUUGUAACUUUGGACCUCAAUUAUAUCAACAAAAAUAGGAAAUCAAAAUGUUAGAGAUGGGUUAUUAUGAUAAUUGUCGUAAUGAUAUCUUUUGAUUUUUGUUACUGCUUAGGCCAUAUUAGCAUUUUUCAAUAUGUUGCAUAAGUAUCUUCAUAUGGUUUUCACAACUUACUAAUCCAGCAGCAGUACAAUUUAGCGUUAAAGGUAUAGAAAAAAAUGGUAUAUUCUUUUAACAUAUGUAACGCUAUAUACAUUUAUAAUUUAUAAAUCAAUUUAAGGAAUUUUAAUUGUGAUUUGGAUGAAAAAUACAAUCUAUGGUUAUUAUAUACCUUUUCUGCACGCUUUUUUUCUGUCGAGAAACGCUUAAAAAAUUACAAGUGCAAAGUUUUCAAAUGUUAUUUUCUUAAAUUUAGUUUUUUUUUUAAAUUAACUAGGAUUAGUUUAGUUUCUAGAAUCUAAUCAAAAAUAGACUUGAAGAAUUUUGUCGAUUUAAAAAAUAUAUAAAAUGACAAGUUGAUUGCAAAAUCCUUCUUUAUAUUUUUUUCUAUUUUAUUGUUUUUAAAUUUGAUUGCAAAACAAAUUUUUUAUCAUUAAAUCAAAAUUUUGAACUACUUGGACAAACAACGGAAGAUAUUAUGAAAAAUUUUUUAGUCCUUCAAAAAGGUUCUACAUGAAAGAUAUCGUAAUCUUUUACGAUAUUUUGCAUUGUUUGCCAGACAAAUUCGAGAAUUGGAUUUUUCAUAAAAAUAAAAAAAUCGAUUACACAAAAAAAAUAUGUCAAACUAAAAUCUUACAAAACUAAAAUAAGAAAAAUCGUCUGAUUUUUUUUCAAAAGGAGUUCUCGCUCUUAUCAAUGUAUUUUAUAGGAACAUUAUUAUAGACAUGUUUUCUGCUUUUUAAUUUUUCAAAUUAAGUUUUUUUUUAAUCCAGUAUUUUUUUAAAAAUAUUUUACAUAAUUCACUUGUUCUUUUGUGAUCUCUUGCAUUUUUAGGUAAUAUGCACCAAAAUAGUUGAAAAAAAAGGUAAAUUGAAAGUUCUGCUUUUUGAGUCUUCAAAGAAUUUAUGUAUUAAUUUUGUGAAAUUCACUCAGUAUUUAAAACUAGAAUUCGUUAAAAGUAAAAAAAAAACAUUAGAUUUAGAAAUAAAUUUGCAGAUUCCUACAGAAAGCAACGAAAAAGUACAUCAGGAACUUGAGGGAUUCUUUAUUUAUAUACGUAAAAACUGAGGUGCAAUUCUUUGUAAAUAUGAAGUACAUAAAAAUAUUAAAACUGUAUUGUAUUAUCUUUGGACUUCGGUAACUUAUUGUUCGUUAGCACUUUUAAAACCGUUACGUUUAAUUAAAAAAAAACUAUUUUGACAGAUGACUUUUGAAACUCACAGUUUUAAUAUUUUGUAUUUUUUAAAGCGGCUUCUAGUUGAAAAUUUUAGUUACUGAGAUUUUCUGACAUCUAUAGCUUUCGAGGAUUCGUGUCCGUGCUAAAUUUACAGGAAUUAUACAGUCAAUGAGAAACUCAGGAAUUCUGACAUAUAAAUUUAUAUUUUCACAAAUAUUUAACAAAUAAGUAUUUUCACUAAUCAGGAGCAUUUACAAUAGUGAGUAAUAGUCGUAGAUCAUGUAACGGAUUUGUCAGCCUAACAAACAAAUUGGAAAUGAAUCAUAUGCAACUAAUCACAUUGUAUAAUUAUCUUUAUGCGUUCGACUUAUCGAAGAUUUCAAUUGUUUACACUUUAUAAAUACAAAAGAAGCAAAUAAAUGGGAUUCUCUACCUAUAGUUAUAAAAAAUA
Molecule: messenger RNA, 7062 nt
Organism: Belonocnema kinseyi
Lineage: Eukaryota; Metazoa; Arthropoda; Insecta; Hymenoptera; Cynipidae
Exons: 2
Coding region: 218-2185 (655 amino acids)
Source: RefSeq, a predicted model, not a curated record